Molecule: messenger RNA, 2080 nt
Organism: Chlorocebus sabaeus (green monkey)
Lineage: Eukaryota; Metazoa; Chordata; Mammalia; Primates; Cercopithecidae
Product: sialic acid-binding Ig-like lectin 16
Biological process (GO): cell adhesion
Cellular component (GO): plasma membrane
Molecular function (GO): sialic acid binding
Source: RefSeq, a predicted model, not a curated record
GGCCAGGGUGGCUCCUUCCUGGUUUGGGGCUGGUCCUCAUGCACUCUGCCCUGCUGCUUCCCCUGUGAAAGGAGAAGUUGGGAGAGGAUCUUUCAGGACAUUGCAGUUCCCGAGGCUCCUCCUCUGCGGAUGGUCACUGUCCCUCUGCCAGGCUUCCUGCUCGAGGAGUUUCCUUCCCCGCCAGGCCGGCCCAGAAGCCAGAUGGUCCCGGGACAGGCCCAGCCCCAGAGCCCAGAGAUGCUGCUGCUGCCCCUGCUGCUGCCCGUGCUGGGGGCAGGGUCCCUGAACAAGGAUCCCAGUUACAGUCUUCAAGUGCAGAGGCUGGUGACGGUGCAGGAGGGCCUGUGCGUCAUGGUGCCUUGCAACUUCUCCUACCCCCGGGGUGGCUGGAAUGAGUCUACUGCUGCUUAUGGCUACUGGUUCAAAGAAGGGACCGACAUAAAUAUGGAUGCUCCUGUGGCCACAAACAACCCGAGUCGAGAGGUGGAAAUGAGCACCCGGGGCCGAUUCCAGCUCACUGGGGAUCCCGGCAAGGGGAGCUGCUCCUUGGUGAUCAGAGAUGCGCAGAGGGAGGAUGAGGCACAGUACUUCUUUCGGGUAGAGAGAGGAAGUCGUCUGAGAUACAAUUUCAGGAAAGAUUGGUUCCUUCUACAAAUAACAGCCCUGACUCAGAAGCCUGAUGUCUUCAUCCCUGAGACUCUGGAGCCCGGGCAGCCAGUGACAGUCAUCUGUGUGUUUAACUGGGCCUUUGAGGAAUGUCCAGCGCCUUCUUUCUCCUGGACGGGGACUGCCCUCUCCUCCCAAGGAACCAAACCAACGACCUCCCACUUCUCAGUGCUCAGCUUCACGCCCAGCCCCCAGGACCACGACACCGACCUCACCUGCCAUGUGGACUUCUCCAGAAAGGGUGUGAGCGCACAGAGGACCGUCCGACUCCGUGUGGCCUACGCCCCCAGAGAUCUUGUUAUCAGCAUUUUGCGGGACAACACGUCAGCCCUGAAACCCCAGGAAAAUCUCACACAUCUGGAAGCCCGGAAAGGCCAGUUCCUGCGGCUCCUCUGUGCUGCUGACAGCCAGCCCCCCGCCACGCUGAGCUGGGUCCUGCAGGACAGAGUCCUCGCCUUGUCCCACCCCUGGGGCCCCAGACCCCUGGGACUGGAGCUGUCCGGGGUGAAGGCCGGGGAUUCAGGGCGCUACACCUGCCGAGCGGAGAACAGGCUUGGCUCCCAGCAGCGAGCCCUGGACCUCUCUGUGCAGUAUCCUCCGGAGAACCUGAGUGUGAUGGUUUCCCAAGCAAACAGGACAGUCCUGGAAAACCUCGGGAACGGCACGUCCCUCCCGGUCCUCCUGGUCCUGGAGGGCCAAAGCCUGCGCCUGGUCUGUGUCACCCACAGCAGCCCCCCAGCCAGGCUGAGCUGGACCCAGGGGGGACAGAUUCUGAGCCUCUCCCAGCCGUCAGACCCCGGGGUCCUGGAAUUGCCUCGGGUUCAAGUGGAGCAAGAAGGAGAGUUCACCUGCCACGCUCAGCACCCGCUGGGCUCCCAGCACGUCUCUCUCAGCCUCUCCGUGCACUGCAAAUCAGGGCCCGUGACGGGGCUGGUUCUGGUGGCUGUCGGGGAGAUGGCUACAAAGAUCUUGAUUCUCUGCCUCUGCCUCAUCCUCCUCAGAGUGAGGUCCUGCAGGAGGAAGGCAGCAAGGGCAGCACUGGGCAUGCAGGCUGCAGACACUGUCACAGACUCAUCUCCAGACUCCAGACGGCUUCCAGAUGCCUCCUCAUCCAGUUCCUCCACUGUCUGAGCGGCCGUGUUUCCUCUGCAGGCCUUACAUGGUCCUUGUUUCCUCUGCUGGGCUCUCCUGAUCUCUCCUCUCCCUGCGUCACCCAACAUCUCCCCAAACCCUCCGGGCCAAAGACUCCGUGCCUCUGACACUUGGCAUAUGUAGUUUCUUCUCCUGAAACGCCCUUCCCUCCCACUCCUGCCAAACUAUGUCCAGAUCCUCCUUCAGGUUCCCCCUUUUUUUUUUUUUUUGAGACACAGUCUCACUUUGUCACCCAGGCUGGAGUGCAGUGGCGUGAUCUCAG